AUGCCCAAAGUAUUUGUUAGCCUUCUUACUCGGGGCCACCUUAACCCCAGCAACGCGUACUGGGUGCUCCCCGUCAUCAUGGAGAUGAUCUGCCUUCGGAGAGAUAUGGGAGGCCCGGUUGACUGGGCUGACGAGGGCCGCCUUAUUGACGACGACAUUUCGCCUAAUGCGCAUCAUGUCAGUGAUAUCAGGCAUCCUGGAAGGGUCCGUCGGGAGCACAAGCUGUGGUUCAUCAACUACUCACGGUGA
Messenger RNA from Aspergillus pseudoviridinutans, 249 nucleotides. RefSeq lists its product as uncharacterized. NCBI's taxonomy places the organism in Eukaryota, Fungi, Ascomycota, Eurotiomycetes, Eurotiales, Aspergillaceae. The coding region runs from base 1 to 249 and encodes 82 amino acids. The record is from RefSeq and is a predicted model, not a curated record. The transcript has a single exon.